UUUUCGGCUCUGUGGAGGCGGACCGCUACAGGCGCGCACAGCACGACGCGCGCACCAGCGCGUCUGCAAAUAACCCCAUUGUGCACGUUGACUCUUCUUUCCAGGCUCUCUCCUCUUUCUGUUUCCAUCGUCGCUCGCUGACCAAACGCAAGCGUGUGCUCGAUCGCUCCGCCAUGGCCGCGCUGUCGGGAGGAGAGAUGUGCAUCAAAUACCUGAUGUUUGCCUUCAACCUGGUGUUCUGGCUUGCAGGCACUGCUGUGUUUGCGAUCGGCCUGUGGCUACGAUUAGAUCCAAAGACUAAAGGCAUGUUUGAAGGACCAGACUCUCCUUAUGUGUUUUACACAGGUGUAUAUAUCCUGAUUGGAGCUGGAGCUCUGAUGAUGGUGGUUGGUUUUCUUGGAUGCUGUGGGGCCAUCCAGGAGUCACCGUGUAUGCUGGGACUGUUCUUCUUCUUCUUGCUUGUCAUAUUUGCUGUUGAAAUCACAGCUGGUAUCUGGGGAUUCUCCAACCAAAGCAAGGUAGUGAACGACAUCACAACGUUCUACAUGGAGACUUACAACAAGUACAAGGAAAGAAGAGACGAGCGUCUUCGAGAGACACUGAGGGUGAUACAAACCGGGUUGAACUGCUGUGGUCCAACUAGUACUUCAAGCGACACUGCCAGAGACACGUGUCCCCCACGAGACUUGCUUGAGGACCUUAUUAUUAAGAGUUGUCCUGAUGUGAUUGAAGAAGUUUUUUACUCCAAGCUACAUGUCAUUGGAGGUGUGGGUAUCACCAUCGGGAUUAUUAUGAUAUUUGGGAUGAUCUUUAGCAUGCUCUUGUGCUGUGCAAUCAGGAAAUCUCGGGAGGUGGUGUGACACCCACGGUCAAACUCUCAAGUCCUUUGUUAAUAUUGCAUGAUGUCAUUCCUAGAGUCAUGUGACUCUCCACUGCCAAUAGAAACACUGCUUUAUUCAGGAAGGAUAACCUAAGAUCAGCUAGGUACAAAUACUUGAUUAUUAUAUGUCAAAGGUAUAACUGUACCACCAACACCAGGCUCACCUUUCUGGACUAGAUAGGUGCCAUGUGAUUAUAAGGCCCAAAUAUAGAAUGGGUGUCAUCUGUGCUUCAAUGGAAAUGUAGUACAGAAAUGUGUAAUUUUGUGGUCAUCUAAUUGAAAUUAGUGUUUGUGAACUGCUGAAUAUCUCAACUAAAGUUUGUAUUAGUACCUGUACUGUAUUUGAUCACAUUUCUACUGGUAAUCACUUGGAGUCAUCAAUGAACAACAGUCAGUAAACCACGAAAAAGAGACGACGACUUCCAACACACACAGCAAGCAGCUAAUGAAAUUGUCACUUUUUUAACGGCACUGCCAUCAAGCCACACUGAUAAACGAAAGCAGAGAACUGCGGUAACUAUUUUUUUUCCAGCCGAUGCUGCAGUAGCAUCUUCAUUUCAUUGUAAUUUGCCCCUUUCCUUUCUCUUUCUACAUUUUCCACUUUGCCCUUGCUAAAAUGCCUUCAGUUCUUUGAUUUUUUUUAAUAUUUUGUAAAUGCAUCUUUUUUAUUCUUAAACUUGUGGUUGUAUGAAAGUGUAGUUUGAUGAUGUAUUUUAUAAUCGAGUUUUGUUUUUACAGACUUGUCUUGAUUGAUACCAUAUGCACUUGUAAGUUUCACAGAAAUAUUAAUCAAAAGGUCCAAAUAAACCAAAAA
Messenger RNA from Thalassophryne amazonica, 1694 nucleotides. RefSeq names its product CD9 molecule a (gene cd9a). The transcript is spliced from 8 exons. NCBI's taxonomy places the organism in Eukaryota, Metazoa, Chordata, Actinopteri, Batrachoidiformes, Batrachoididae. The record is from RefSeq and is a predicted model, not a curated record. Gene Ontology annotation, cellular component: membrane. The coding region runs from base 174 to 860 and encodes 228 amino acids.